Triticum urartu is the source of this 2897-nucleotide messenger RNA. Lineage: Eukaryota; Viridiplantae; Streptophyta; Magnoliopsida; Poales; Poaceae. The record is from RefSeq and is a predicted model, not a curated record.
UCGGUGCCUUCUUUUCUUUCUCUCUUUGUACACGCAACCUCCCCUUUCCUCCCUUCCCUAGGCUGCCGCCGCCACUGCCCCAGCUCCUCCGCCGCCCGGCACCACAGUACGCCGCCUCUAUCCCCGCCCCGAGCUCCGCCGCCUCCACCACCGGCUCCUCGCUGUAGUGCCAGCACCGGCCCGAACACCAGCUUCCUCACCCCUCCCUUUCUUCCCCGAGUACGGCAGCGGAAGGAGGGCCGCGACGCCGCUGCCGAGCACGGUGGGACCACUUUCGUCUGAUCUGUCGAUUUGCCAGACUCAGGUCGACAUCGCGGCCGCUGUCCAAGGUGAGGAAGAGGAGUGCGGCGGCGAGCUCUUCGAGUCCGGGCCCUCGCUGCUCGUCUUCCUGCUCAUCAUCCAGGGCGGCGGCAUGGACCUCUCCUGCUACGGCGAGAGGCUGCUCAGCUCAGCGCGCUUCGCGCGCUCCCUCGACCUCCCCCCUCCCCGGCCCCAACCCCUUCCUGCUCGAGGUUCCAGUUUGAGCUGCUGAUGCGACAGCCGCUGGAUUUGAUAAAAGGGCCUGCAAGCUGCAGAAAUUUGGGAAAAAAAUACAUGAUGAGCCUAUUAAACAUGGUUUCUGUUUCACGUGGAUCCUACUUAGUACAAUAUCCAACAAUUUAGGCAAUCGGACACUGAUUUCAAGCCAUGGUUCAUCAUGUCGCAUAUAUUUGUACCGAAUAUUCACUCAGUUUUUUGUUAAAUAAGCUACCUUUGUAGCUUCCAUCAUUUGGAAGAUAAGUUUUUUUAGUUUAAUAAAUUUAAGUUACUUCUGUCAGUUGUAAUGGAAUAUUCAUGUUUUGGACUUUGGCCAUAAUUUGCAGAAGGAAAUGGAUACUGCUGUCAUUCAGAAGGACUUGGGCCUUCCAGUUGGAGAAGCAAUAUUCGGGAAAACAAUACUUAUCCUGGGGUUCGGAGCCAUUGGCAUGGAAAUUGCCAAGAGACUAAGACCAUUUGGAGUGAAAAUUCUUGCUACAAAAAGAAACUGGUCAUCAAAUACAGUGUCUUGUGAUCUUGAUGGGCUGGUUGACAAGAAAGGUGGUCCAGAAGAUAUGUAUGAACUCGUUCGAGAAGCUGACAUAGUUAUAACUUGCAUGACGUUAAACAAUGAAUCAGUUGGGAUUGUGGAUCACAAGUUCCUGUCAGCUUUGAAAAAGGGAUCAUAUCUCAUCAAUAUUGCCAGAGGGCGCCUACUGGACUAUACGGCUGUGUUUAAUCACCUUGAGUCAGGUCAUUUAGGUGGUUUAGGAAUUGAUGUUGCUUGGACGGAGCCAUUCGAUCCAGAGGAUCCAAUUCUGAAAUUUCCAAAUGUUAUUAUAACACCACAUGUUGCAGGAAUCACAGAGUUGGUUUGCACUUGUUUCUUUGCAAUACACAGAGUUGUUGGUGAUGUUGCCCUCAAGCUUCACGCGGGGGAGCCAUUCACCGAAAUAGAAUUUGUGAACUAGGCAAACUGAGUAGAUGGCGGCAUUGUUGAUUUAAUUUAAGACGUUCCAGUUUGAAGCGGACACCGUCGUCGUCCCUUAGAUUCCCUCCUCCACCGCAGAUCGACUGCAGUUGCGUCGACUCCCGCCGCCGCCGGGGUAUACUCCGCCAAGAUCGCGCCACCACCGCUGCCGCCACUGUUGAGGUUGGAGAUGCAGAGCUUGGUGCAGCAUAUGGAUAAGGCACGCCCAGUUUGACUUGCAUAAACCACUACACAACAUUAUAUGCUAGGAACGACGGGAUGCACGUCAGAAAACUUGUCAUGAAUGAUGCUUCAACGGAUGCUGCAGUCAUCUCAUCUCUCUUACAGGCAUGGAAAGAGAAUAGGAAAAACGAUAUACUUGCAGCUUCAGGCAGCAUUGAGUUUGCUGCACAUAGUUAGUUCCCUAGGGAAUGUUCAGUCUGGUGAAACAUGUUAAGAAGAAGUAUGGAAAUCCGCCUGUGUUCAUUACUAAGAAUGGCAUGAUAGGUUGAAAUAUGUCUUCAAGAUGAUAAGAGGAUACAGUACCACAACGAAUACAUGUUAGAUGCUAUAAGGUGAUUUCAUUUCUCUGUGCAUAUGCUAGAACUGAACCACCAACACUGAGCAUCAUCAAUGUGUGCCACUGUAAUCGCUGACCAGAUUGGUACUUAAGUGCUCGAUAUGCAGCCUGAACUACUGCAGUUAGAAUGGAGUUGUUUUAAAUACUAGACUAUCUACAGGACUGAGCGCUACAGGUGCAGAGGAUAGUUCUUUCGAUUAAUUGUCGUGUUGAGGCAAGUGCACGGCGGACCUUUUCUCCGUAUACUUGACUGUGUUGUUGACGCAGGACUAUGAAAAUAAGUUGAGUAGUCUGACUAGGGGAUGACAGAGGACGUCGAGAUUUUGAUCCAGCAGCCUUGCCCCCUUUCGUCCGGCGUGCCGCCUGCAGGAGGUUACGUUCUAGAUCUUCAGAAUUUUUAGGUACUCACUCUCCCUUGAUGCUCUUUGAUCGAACCUACUUUGCAGGAAAGCGUGCCAGUAGUAAGAAGUUUUAGCAAGUCUGUUAUUGAAAGUGCUGUAGGCACUGAUGUGAUCCGAGGUGACCAACCUGAGCAGCAGUUUAGUGAAGGUGUUUGAUACGGUUCUCCUAAAAAGGGAGAAGUGUCUGAGGAAAUCUACUUGCUCUUUCAAGCUAUGAAUAUUUUAGAUCAGUAUAUUUUAAGGUUGUAAAGACUGAUGUGUCGGCUAAAGCUUAAAGAUCAUAAAUUCAUUGUUUACCCUACCAAGUUUAUUUCUCAUUGAAGAUUAUUCUAGAAACUAUAUUAUAAGCCCAUUGCUACUUUUUACAUGUAACUUAUGGUAUAUCCUCAUAUAUGUCAAGACUAUAAAACAAGUGUCUUCGUCCUGCUCA